AUGUCUGGUGCCCCUUCGACCGGCUCUCCGACUUUGCGUCGCACUCCGGUCCCCAAGAACGCGCCGAUGGACGAGAACAUCAAGGUUGGCAAGGAGGAUCCCUCUGGUGCCAAUGACUCGGAUGGACCGCCGUCUCUGAAAAAGUCCGUCAUACCCCUGUCGACGUCUUCUCUGGUCAAUCAGAGCAAUCCUAAGAGGAAGAAGCUCACUCAUGAGUCGUCCGGCACCAUUUCUAAGAGUAUCAAGCUUACUCACGAGUCGUACGGACCUUCUGACACUACCGAAUCCAACCCUGUCGACAAGCUGCUGGCAAAGCUGUCCCAGCAGCCAGCUCCUGCUCAACAAUGCGAUGCUUUCAACCAGCCAUACGUGGAGGACACCAUGUACCGUUCCAACUUGGAGCACAAUUCCUCCAGCAACUCUGUCCCGAUCACCCCUGCUACCGAGGCGCUCGACAGUACUGCACCAACCACUCGACCGGCCAGUGCUGCGAUGAAUGAAGGCGGACUUAGCAGCGGUGAAGUUCUUCGCCUCAAGAUGGAGUUGGCCCAGGCUCAGAGUCGUAUCUCUCGACUUGAUCAGGAACUCGCGCAGACACGCCACACGCGACCUGUGUUGGAUCAACCUAUCAGCAUCUCUCCGGUCAACACUGAGUUCGGUACUGGCGUCCAGCCAGGUAUCCAGCCAGGAUUCCAGCCGGGCAGCCAGCAAGGACUCAAUUCCUGUCGCAUUCCAGGUCUUCACUCGCUCGACACCGGCGCCCAAAUGCCAGUGAAGCGAGAGGGUGCAAACUCUUGGUCGGCGUAUGACGAUUCUCGAUCUGAUACUAGCGAUGCCUUGUCGGCUACCGGCUUCAACCGCUCCCGUAACAUCUGGGGAGGAAAUAAGCAGCACCAGAACUCUUUCAUGCAGAGUGGUGUAAGUGCACCCGAGGUUCCUCAGAAUGCACCGUGGCAUGCACGUGGCGCCAAUCAGGGGUACAUGGACCCGAACGCUUCAUUUGAUACCGCCGGUGCUGGUAACUACCGCACCGAGCGCCUGACCCCUGACUACGACUUGACCGUCAAACCCGCGGCCAACCGGCGAAGCAACCGCUUCGACCAUCGUUUUGGUGCUCCGAGCUUCGGUGGUCAACCCGGUUAUGGAGGUGGACCUAGCUACGGUUCCAGCCAAUAUGAAGCUGGUCCAUCGAUGCAUACUGGACCCUCAAUGCAUACUGGACCGCAAGGUCACAUGGGUCCCGGGAUGUACUCAAACUACCAGCCGUCCCCCAUUGGCACUCCUCUGUCUCCUCUGGCUAGUGAGUUCACGUCAACUUCUGAGGGUGCCCCGUGGAAGAACGAGCCAAUUGCGUCGGAAGGACAGACCUACAUGCCGAACAUCGAGCCUAUGAACUACCGCCGUCUGCUUGAUCGUAAUGUCCACUGCGAUUGGAAGUACAUCGUCGACAAGAUUGUCUGCAACAAUGAUCAACAAGCUUCCAUCUUCCUUCAACAGAAGCUCAAGCUUGGAACCCCGGAUCAGAAGUACGACAUUGUCGAGGCCAUCGUUGCCCAGGCUUAUCCUUUGAUGGUCAAUCGAUUCGGCAACUUCUUGGUCCAGAGAUGCUUUGAGCACGGAACCCCCGAGCAAGUGAUCAAGAUUGCUGAGGCCAUCAGAGGCAGCACGCUCAAUCUGUCCAUGGAUCCCUUCGGAUGUCACGUCGUGCAGAAAGCCUUCGACUCGGUUCCCGAAGAUUACAAGGCGAUCAUGGUCAACGAGCUUCUUCGUCGUAUCCCAGAGACUGUCAUUCAUCGAUAUGCUUGUCAUGUUUGGCAGAAGCUUUUCGAGCUGCGAUGGACGGAGACGCCUCCCCAGAUCAUGAUGUAUGUCAAUGAUGCCCUGCAAGGUAUGUGGCAUGAGGUCGCUCUUGGAGAGACUGGAAGCCUUGUCGUCCAGAAUAUCUUUGAGAACUGUCUCGAGGAGGACAAGCGACCUUGCAUCGAAGAAGUCCUCAACAAUAUUGACAUCGUUGCUCAUGGCCAGUUCGGAAAUUGGUGCAUACAGCAUAUCUGCGAACACGGUGCACCAGCCGACCGAAGCCGAGCCAUUGACCAUGUCAUUCGCUACGCGGCCGAGUACAGCAUGGAUCAGUAUGCCUCCAAGGUAGUUGAGAAGUGCCUGAAGAUCGGAGGACCUGAUUUCUUGUCCCGAUACCUUGACCGAGUCUGCGAAGGUCGACUGGAGCGUCCCCGGAUCCCACUCAUUGACAUUGCCAGCGACCAGUACGGCAAUUACCUGAUCCAGUGGAUUCUGACGCAUGCUAGUCCGCAGCACCGAGAGGUCGUUGCCGCCCACAUCCGCAAGCACAUGGUUUCCCUCCGUGGAUCCAAGUUUGGAUCUCGUGUUGGCAUGUUGUGCACCAACCCGGCUGUUGCUACUCGACCCGGACCUGGUAUUGGCGGUGGCCUCGGCCGCAUGCCUGCUGGACCUCGCUAUGGCCGUGCUUACCAAUGA
Molecule: messenger RNA, 2496 nt
Organism: Anthostomella pinea
Lineage: Eukaryota; Fungi; Ascomycota; Sordariomycetes; Xylariales; Xylariaceae
Source: the annotation of a GenBank genome assembly